UGUUUUUUUUCCUCUGUAGGAGAAACUUUUAUUCUGAAAAUAUCCAUGAACGUUACGCAUUUCCUGUACGCCGAGCAUAAGAACGUGGAAGUCGGCAUUAGCUUCGUGUGCGGUUCGGACCCAACAGCUGACGUUAGUAAAGUAAAGAAGACAGACGUCGUGCGUGUCCUCCUCAGGGGUGAUGCAGCAAAUAUGUCCCUGCAGGUCAUGCUGCAGCAGAGGAUUGGCUCCACCCAGGUGCAGCUGCAGAGGGCAGAGCAGCUUUAUCCAGGUGUGGAAGGUCACCAGAAGCUUUGCAGCAAACUUCGUGCUGAACUACGCUUCCUGAAGCGGGUGGAGGCUGGACAGCAGCAGGUGAAAGAGUCUCACCUGCACAGCACCAACCUGACCCACCUGACUGCCAUCAUUGACGCGGCCCAGAGUCUGGAGGGUGUUGUGGCCCUGUUGCAUGUCUUCACUUAUCAGGACACCAGCGGGCACCGCCGCACACUGGUGGUGGACGUGGUUGCCAAUGGGGGAAACACCUGGGUGAAGGCGGUGGGCAGGAAGGCGGAGGCGCUUCACAACAUCUGGCAGGGGCGGGGUCAGUAUGGGGACAAGAGCAUCAUCCGUCAGGCUGAGGAGUUCCUGCAGGCCAGCCGUCAGCAGCCCGUGCAGUAUCAAAACCCCCACAUCAUCUUUGCCUUCUACAAUGGCGUCUCCUGCCCCAUGGCCGACCACCUCCGAGACAUGGGCCUGUCGGUGCGUGGGGACAUCGUAGCUGUCAGCAGCGUGGAGACAUCAGAACAUGAGAUGGCUGGAGGGGACGAGGACGACGCUGAAGCUAACAAGGAAGCUGAGGAGAAAGACGAGGAAGCGACAGCAGGGCUAACCCUGGUGGAGCGCGGGACGGUCGUAGCGCACCUGGCUUUUCCAUCACAGCUGCAGGUGGAGAAGUGUAACAGAGUGAAUCUGGACAUCACUACACUGAUCACCUAUGUGUCGUCGCUGAGUCAUGGCCGCUGCCAUUUUACCUUCUGUGAGCCAGUUCUGACGGAGCAGGCGGCUCAGGAGCGGCGGCAGCAGAUUCUGCCGCAGCUGGACGCCUUCAUGGAGGGGAAGCAGCUGUUUGCCUGCCGUGCUGCUGUGCACGACUUCCAGGUGAUCCUGGAAACACUGGGCGGGCCUGGCGAGAAGGAGCGUGCUCAAAAGCUGCUUGCACGGCUCCACUUGGUGGAUGACCAGCCAUCGGAGCGCACGCUGCGCCUCACGCCCAGCGCUAAGGUCAACCGCCGUUCGCUCAUGAUCUUUGGUUCUGGCGACUCUCUUAGGGCCAUUACCAUGACGGCGAACAACCGCUUCGUCAGAGCUGCAGCCAAUCAGGGGGUCCGCUUCAGUGUUUUUGUCCACCAACCCAGGGCUCUGACAGAAGGCAAAGAAUGGAGGGCCACGCCCAUCUGAGGAGGCCACACCCAUGGGCUUCCUGCACAAGGACAGUCGCUUAGAUAAGCAUUUUGAGUUUCUCAGUCUGAAUUCAUUAAAAACUUCAAACAUG
Messenger RNA from Nothobranchius furzeri (turquoise killifish), 1534 nucleotides. RefSeq names its product chromosome 11 C7orf25 homolog (gene c11h7orf25). The record is from RefSeq and is a predicted model, not a curated record. Lineage: Eukaryota; Metazoa; Chordata; Actinopteri; Cyprinodontiformes; Nothobranchiidae.